Molecule: messenger RNA, 1817 nt
Organism: Ascoidea rubescens DSM 1968
Lineage: Eukaryota; Fungi; Ascomycota; Saccharomycetes; Ascoideales; Ascoideaceae
Product: Vps5-domain-containing protein
Exons: 1
Coding region: 142-1794 (550 amino acids)
Biological process (GO): retrograde transport, endosome to Golgi; protein retention in Golgi apparatus
Cellular component (GO): endosome
Molecular function (GO): phosphatidylinositol binding
Source: RefSeq, a predicted model, not a curated record
AAUAAUAAUAAUAAUAACAACAACAACAACAACAACAACAACAACAACAACAACAACAAUACUCAGAAUAACAACAUCUUAUCCAUCACUGAAAACUCCCAGAAUAACUCCUUCAACACAAACUUAUCAACUCCAAUCAAAAUGUUCAAAGCAAAGAAAAAAAGAAUUCGUAAAAAUCGUAAAUCUUCAAACGAUAAAUCGUCCUCAAAAUCAAAUGAAGACCUCAUUUACUCAAACAACAACAGCACUAACAGCAUAACUUACCUACACGACUCAACUGAUCUCAACCUUCAAAUCAACCUAAACAUAUCAAACAACUCAAACAUCUCAAACAACUCAAACAUAUCCAACAUCUCAAACACCUCAAUCUCACAUCUCACUCAACAAAUCCCGGCAUCAAAUAUAUACAACCACAAAAACACUUCAAUCAAUGACAACGACCCAUUGGGUGUGGUCAACAACACAGCUACAUCCAAUUCAUCCUCCACCACAAAAUCCUCUCUCAUCCUCCCCAACCACUCUGCCUCAACCUCAAUCUUCAACUUCAGUGACAAUCCCCAUACACAAUCCGAUAACAACGACCUGCAAUACCACUCAGAUAUAGACUCCCACAUCAACGACACCUACAACAACCCUUCUCUCCAACACUUCCAAAUCUCUGUAUACGACCCCAUCAAAAUCAACGAACUAACCUCCUCCCACAUCCUAUACUCCGUCAAAACCAAAUCUAAAAGCGAAAAAUUUCUACAAAACUCAAACCUAGACACCAUCGUAGUAUCAAGAAGAUACAAAGACUUCAGAUGGCUAUACAACAACCUACAAAUCUCAUACCCCGGUAUAAUCAUCCCACCUCCCCCUUUAAAACAAGCAAUGGGCAGAUUCGAUGAAAAUUUCAUAGAACAUAGAAGACUCUCCCUAGAAAAAAUGCUUCUCAAAAUAUCCUCCCACCCAAUCCUACAAAAUGACGACGACUUUCUCAUGUUCCUAAAAACUGAAAAAUUCAACCAAGAUUCAAAAGAAAGAGAACGCGAAAAAAAAUUAUCAAUCGCAAGUUCAAUCAUCAUCAACACAAACUCAAACUCAAGUUUUUCAAUCAUAAACUCAACCUCAAAAAUUAUCGACAACGACGACUUUUUCAAAAAUUUUAAAUCUUACUUGGAAAAAUUAGACACUUCGCUAAGAACUUUCUAUAAAAAUCUCGAAAAUGUCAUCCAACAAAGAAAAGAACUAUCUCUAAUUAUUCAGGAAAUUAGCCUCAUCCUAUCAACCUUCUCAGACGCACAGCUACUAAAUCACGACACCUCAAUUCUAUUAGUCGAAUUCUCCGAUAUCCACUACAGAAUCCAAGAAUUAAAUGAAAGAAACUCUAUCCAAGACAUGUUGACCCUAGGUAUAGUCCUUGAAGAAUACAUCAGAAUCAUAUCCUCAAUCAAAAUCACUUUCCAACAAAGAAACAAACUACUAAUCAACCUAAAUUCUAUCGAAAAUGACUACAACAAAAAAUUUAAUAACCUCAACACCCUCAACAAAUACUACAAAAAUCAAAUCGAUAAAAUCAAUUCCUUAAAAUUAGAAAUUGACGAAAUCGAAAAAAGAAAAAAAUUGGUCAAGAAAGAAUUCAUCUAUAUCUCAAAACUAAUUAAAAGAGAAAUGAAAAAAUUUGAACAAGAAAAAAUUGACGACUUUAAAAAUUCCGUUGAAACUUAUUUGGAAAGUUUGAUCGAAAGCCAAAAAGAAUGUAUCGAGGUUCUAGAAACAUUUUAUCAAAGAGAAAAUCUAGGCUCUUUUACCUAACUGGGAAAAACAAAAAAAAAACA